Chara braunii is the source of this 2693-nucleotide messenger RNA. The record is from the annotation of a GenBank genome assembly. Lineage: Eukaryota; Viridiplantae; Streptophyta; Charophyceae; Charales; Characeae.
GAGAAGUUCCGAUGUGAGGCAGCCACUCCUGCUGUGUGGAAUGCGAUCUGGUCGAAGGACAUGACAAAAUGUCCAAAGGAGUUCGCGUCGGCCAUAGAAACGUUGCAGAGCCACUUGCUAGGUCAUCCGAGCUUGCAAUGGCCACCUCUUCGAUUCCCCGAGGACGCAGUGCCGCCGCUGGUUCCUCCCACCGCCCCUUCUGGACCCGUCGCAUCGCCCAAUUCUGGGGCUCCGGCCAUUCGAGUCACGGUAUCGCGUCCUGCAACAACAGUUGCAACACGACCGGCAGCCCCACCGUCUGCGCCGCUGGUUGGGACACGAGGUGCUCGCGAUGUGGGAGUUGGUCGUUCCACGCCAGCCAACGAGCCCCCGCCUCUGAGGGAUGGUGUGGGCUCUGCGGCAUUUGACGAGGAGAGCACUCGUGCAUUUAUUGAGAGUUGCAGCGGUGGCACCUGGCGCAUCACCCCGCAGUUUGUCGGAGCACCCCUGGCUGCCACCGCCACCGUCGAGAGCGGCGCAGCGUCCAAUGGUCCACCACGCUCACGGAACCGCCCACCCGGAUCCGUCACACGCCGAGAUGCUCGAUAUUCUGCUUCCGUGCCUCGUUUCGGGGAACAGGUGGAUCAUGGGGUGCCUGCCGAGGAGGUCCCCGCUCCGGUGUCCGAUUCAUCGCCGACCCUUGUUCCGACAACCACGGGCGGUGGUCGGUCUGCCCCACAGCCUCCACCCGUGUUGACCGGAACGUUAGACCCUUUGCAGCGCAUUCGUGACCUUGCAGUCGCCCAGAGCACGACACCUGUGAGCCCUGGCGGGUUGUUGGAUGCUGGGGUCCUCGGUGGGAGAGCUACGACGGGACGAUGUCGGGGCACUUACAGGCAGCAAGCUGUCACGUCAUAUUAUUUGGACCCUUUGAAGCGCGCAUGGCAUCUGCAAAUCAUGCGGUUCAUCGUCGAGAGCGGGAUGCCGUUCAACAGCACGAAGCUUGAAAGCUUCAAACGCAUGUUCACGAUGAUAAUCCCGCCGGGGGUUCCAGGGGCGCCCGCGCCUAGACUUCCCUCGUACCACAUGCUGCGCACGACCCUUUUGGACGAGCUGGAUGGUGAGGUCCAGAAGUGUGUUCGGCCGGUGCUUGACACGUCGAGAGAGACCGGUUGCACAAUCAUGACCGAUGGUUGGACCAACAUCCGUGGUCAGACGUUGUGCAACUACCUUGUUGGUACAGAGAUCGGGGUGGUGUAUGUUUCCACCGACGUCAUGCGUGGCAAAAAGGACGUCAGUGCCCUCGCGAACGCAUGGUUGAAAAUGGUGAAGUCCAUGGACGUUCAAUUGAGCGACAUCACGGCGUUCGUGACGGACUCCGCCGGGGCGAACGUCGAGGCGAUGGAGGUAUUCCAAAAAGAUGAGAGCGUGAAACACAUCUUCUGGAUUCCUUGCGUCAUCCACAUCAUGGAUCUCAUUCUCGAGGACAUCAGCGAGAUUGAUUGGGUUGCUUCCCGAAUUUCUCAAGCGAGGCUGGUUACAAGCAAGAUCCGCAAGGAUGCAGCGGAGGUCACUGCAUGUAUCGGCUCCCCUCCAUGGUGGGAGGAUUUACGAGCUCUGUGCAAGAUGCUAGAGCCCAUCAUGGGCAUGCUGAAGUUGGUGGACAGCGACACAUGCCAGAUCAGCAAGAUUCUGCGACGUUACGAGGAAAUGAUUGCAUCUUGUUUAUCCGCAUGUCGUGACAUUGAUCGGGAGCAGCAGGACACUAUUGUGGAGGUGUUCCACAGGCGGCGCACCAUGUUCAAGACCCCCGCCCACACGGCAACCAUGCUGCUAGAUCCAGAGUUCCGGGAUGCGACGCUUUGUGACGAUGCGGAGGUGCAGCAGGCCUUGGUCGAGGCCGUUGUCCAGUGCGGCUACCCGGAGGAUUCGCCGCAGCACCGGGAGGUCCAACGAGCGGUCGCCAAACUCCACACGAGCGAGCCCCCUUUCGAUGAGCUCACCAUGCGGCGAGCUGCGGAUAUCUUUGAUCACCCUGCCAGUUUUUGGUUCUCAAAGAAGGCGAAGUUCCCUCACACGGACGUGUUUGCAGGCAAGAUCCUUCGUAUAUGGGCGACCGCCUCACCGUGCGAGAGAGCGUGGUCUCGUUGGAGCUUCAUUCAUUCGAAGUCUCGCAACAGGUUGGAGGUUCCUCGGGCUGAGAAGCUUAUGUGGUGCCACUAGAACCUCAGGCUACUCGAUCGACCUUCGUUGUGCGACGAUGGUGUUGGAGAGAGGCCCGGCGUCUCCGGGAAAUGGGUGCAUUAUUGGCAGGCCAUGGAGGACGAGGCAGCCGUGGACCAGCAGCUUGUCAGAGGAACCAAUGUUCUGGGGAAGGUGACCGAGGAGGAGUUGAGCCUCGCCAGAGAGAGGAUGCGCGCCAUUUCCCGCAUGGGAGCCGAGCGUCGGGUGGCGGAGUCGGACAGGAGGCGACGCAGGGCUAGUGGUCGGGGACGUGGCGGCCGUGGACGAGCAGGUGUUGGAGGACGUACACGUGGCGAUGCGGGUUCCGCUCCUCGGACUCGGCGACAGCGGACGGAUGGUGGCAUUCGCAGGGCCCGCAUGCGUUGGGACGAGGGUGACUUCUUGUUUGACAGCACAUCCAGCGACGACGAUGAUUUCUUUGCGUCGGGAACACAUGCAUCCACGGGUGAUGAUAAAGGUGACGCUGACGA